CAGCUGAUACGAAAUACGACGAUCUAUACUUGACACAACCAUUUUUCAACAUGGCCCCCAAAUCUGCAGGAUUCUCUGACAAUACCAUGCUGAACAAUGUCGCUGAAGACAAAGAACAGACAUCAGCUUCCCUCGUCGUCGGGUCCGAUGUUCUGACUCGAUGGGGUAGAGGGAAGGUGAUAGAGAUUCGAGAUGACUUGAUGGAAACUCAUGCAGUGAAACUUUCUUCGUGGAGAUUGGCUGGUCGUUCAUCGGUAAUCUGCUAUGUGUCUAGGAAAGAAUGYCAAGCAAUGCGACCCAAAAAAAUCUAUGAUAUGGAUGUCUUCGAAAAGAUAGAACAUGCGAACGAGUUGAAGGAACUCGCUACGUCCAAAUUCAUGACGAGGGAUUAUACUGGAUCAUUAGAAUUAUUUGCUAGGGCUUUGGAUUCUGUACGAUAUGUUCAACAUAAAGCAGAUUCUACAAACGAAGUUAGAGCAGAUUUGAUCGUUGUGAUGAUUACUUGCUCAAAUAAUGCCGCACUAUGUUCCUCAAAGAAAGGGGAUUGGGAACGUGCGGCAAAGUUUGCAGCAAAUGCACUAGUCUUAAUCGAAGCUCUUGAAGAGAAAGGCAAUGAAAGUAAAAUCAAGACCGUAAUCAAUAACGAUGGCAUCGGAGAUUCUCAGUUGUUUGGGACAUGGAAAGUUAAGGUAAGAUUGGACACGAAGCACUAUUUGUUGACGAUCCAAUUUGUGAUCSAAUGUUCCCUCACGUUGCUUUCAAUCUUGGCUGGCAUGAUUGUAGAGUCUGCUACUUAUCGCAAAAUCCAUGAUGGAACGGCAUGACACUUCCAAAACGACUAGUACUCUGAAGAAAGCAAUGGAAGCRAUUUCAGUCUACAAAAAAGAAGRUGAUCAAAUGUACAAACAACUUUCUACGCAAGAGAAGGAUAUCCGAAGGCUGCGAUUAGAGUUUUCGAGAAAGACUAGAGAAGCGCGAAUAAAAGAAAAGAAACAAGCUAAAGCGAUGUUUGGUGGGAAUGAAGAACAUAAACAUGUCAAAAAAAAUGACAUAUCAAACAACGAGACAACAGUACAACAAAAGGAAAAAAUAUCGGGCGAAAUCAAAACAGAAGAAUCAGAAUUAUCAAAGAAUCGCGCUACCCGUAAAGAAGAUUGUGUACCUGUGGGUUUCAAUGGAGACGAAGAUGAUGAUUAUUCACACUCCUCUUUYAUCGAGGAACACAGUGAGGCACUUCUGAUCCUUUCUUGCAUUGCUGUAGGAUGGUUCGUUGUAAAGAUGGUUACUAAAAGAAAAUAAUAUAGUCGCAAUUGCAUUGGUUUUUAAAUGGAACGUUGCGAUUUCUUCGACAUUCUUUUUGACAUCAUACGCUCAAACGUAUACCGUGGUAAGAGGUCAUGCUCGACAAAGAACAAACGACGGAGGACUUCAUUGAUGUUUGAGUCCUCUGCACUAACAAAUAAAGAUAGCGCAUUUGU
This is a messenger RNA of Pseudo-nitzschia multistriata, 1478 nucleotides long. NCBI's taxonomy places the organism in Eukaryota, Bacillariophyta, Bacillariophyceae, Bacillariales, Bacillariaceae. The record is from the annotation of a GenBank genome assembly.